GAGAGAGACUAAGACGGAUAACGCGUCAUCUCGCCUUCCCAAAAUUUCCCCCCUCACUAGACCGGGUCCAAAACCUCCAUCCGGAGCCGGCAGGAGAGGAGAACGAUGUUUAACUCGGUCAACCUGGGCAACUUCUGCUCGCCGUCGCGCAAAGAGAGGGGCGCUGACUUCGGCGAGCGAGGGAGCUGCGCCUCCAACCUCUAUCUACCCAGUUGCACUUACUACGUGCCCGAGUUCUCCACGGUCUCCUCCUUCCUGCCCCAAGCCCCCUCUCGUCAGAUCUCCUAUCCCUACUCGGCCCAAGUGCCCCCGGUCCGGGAGGUCUCCUACGGCUUGGAGCCAUCCGGCAAGUGGCACCAUCGGAACAGCUACUCUUCCUGCUAUGCCGCGGCCGACGAGCUUAUGCACCGGGAGUGCCUUCCUCCUUCCACAGUCACUGAGAUCCUCAUGAAAAACGAAGGUUCCUACGGCAGCCACCACCACCCCAGCGCCCCACAUGCUGCCCCCGCCGGGUUUUACUCUUCAGUCAACAAGAACAGCGUCCUGCCUCAAGCCUUCGACCGUUUCUUCGACAACGCCUACUGCGGUGGCGGCGACGCGCCCGCGGAGCCCCCCUGCUCCGGCAAGGGCGAGGCCAAGGGGGAGCCAGAAGCGCCCCCGGCCUCGGGACUGGCGUCCCGGGCUGAGGCGGGGGCCGAGGCGGAGGCCGAGGAGGAGAACACGAAUCCCAGCUCGUCCGGUUCUGCCCACUCGGCGACCAAGGAGCCGGCCAAGGGAGCCGCCCCCAACGCCCCCCGCACCCGCAAGAAGCGCUGCCCUUAUUCGAAAUUCCAGAUCCGGGAACUGGAGCGAGAGUUUUUCUUCAACGUGUAUAUCAACAAAGAGAAGCGGCUGCAGCUGUCUCGGAUGCUGAACCUGACGGACCGACAAGUGAAAAUUUGGUUUCAGAACAGGAGGAUGAAAGAAAAAAAACUAAGCAGAGACCGGCUGCAGUAUUUUUCGGGAAAUCCGCUGCUGUAACUGCAGACCGGGGCCCUUUUUGGGGGAGGGAGGGAGGGAAAGGGGGAAAUUAUUUUAUUUUAUUUUUAUUUUUUAUUUUCUAACUCGUCUUUUUUCCGCGGGUGGAAAACUGGACUGGCCAGGGCUGGCCCCCACCGCCGUUGC
Messenger RNA from Marmota flaviventris (yellow-bellied marmot), 1164 nucleotides. RefSeq names its product homeobox C11 (gene Hoxc11). Gene Ontology annotation, molecular function: DNA-binding transcription factor activity, RNA polymerase II-specific; RNA polymerase II cis-regulatory region sequence-specific DNA binding. Gene Ontology annotation, biological process: anatomical structure development; regulation of transcription by RNA polymerase II. The record is from RefSeq and is a predicted model, not a curated record. NCBI's taxonomy places the organism in Eukaryota, Metazoa, Chordata, Mammalia, Rodentia, Sciuridae. Gene Ontology annotation, cellular component: nucleus.